AUAGAUCUCAAGUACCCCUUGCAUGCCGUAGAAGCGACUAAAUUGACCUGGUUUAAAUAGAUCCUCAGUACCCCUUCCUUGUCUUGAGGGCCGAUUAAACAGGUGAUUCUCGGAUGAGACCUCAAAAACCAAGGCCCAUGUCAUAUCAUCUGUGGCUCGAUGAAGAUGCCCACUGCUCUAAGGCCUUAAGAUUCGAGCAUACGCCUAAAUAUUUUUGUUUCACGUCAUUACUCGCCAGGUGGCGUUACUGUUGUAGGGGGUAUAUAUAAAUAAGCAGCAUGGCGUCGCAGUACGCGAGAUGGCCUGUGACACAACUAAAACGCGUACUAUCAGAAAGAGGGGCAAUUACACGCGGCCGCAAGGAACAGCUUGUGGAAAGAUUAGAAGCCUAUGAUAGAAAUUUCAAUUUUGUUCCUGAACCAAUUGUUCUGCCACAGUCAGAUGCUGUCGAUUGGCCACAGUCUGGUUUCCAGCAGUUGCAGUCUAUGCAUGUGCAUCUACUGCCAAAAAUCACUACAGAGCAAAUUGAGGCUUAUUUCAUAUUUAGAUUGGCAGGGGACAAACAUGCUGCUUCUGAUGUGAAAGCCUUGGUAAAGGGUAGACUUAUAAAAGAUGCAGAUAGAGUUUUGGCCUGUUCCAUUCUUAUGCAGGGAGGUCAAAUCUACUUUAGUGGUAUUGUUGCUGCAGCCAUGAAGAAAUUAGUGACAUAUAACUAUAAAAUCAAAAUUGAAAAAGAAUCUGGUGACCCAGUUAACUCGGAAUGUGAGUGUCCAUCAGGAAAGGGGCCUCAUGGGACCUGCAAGCACCUGGCAGCAGUAUUUAUAGUCCUGGAGGAGUUUGUACAGACAGGAAACCUUUCUAUCCAGAAAACCUGCACUGAAAACUUGCAGACAUUUCACAGACCCAAAGCAUUAUUUAAAGGUUCUCCUGUAAAAGUAGAAGAUAUGAAGACAUCAAGGUCCAACAUAUGCUUUGAUGACCCACGUCCACUGAAAUACCGAUGUAUGGAGGGAUAUAACGAUCAUGUGAGGAAUGUGUUGAUCAACUAUAUGUCGGACUCUAAUACGGAGAUGGCCUUCAAAUACUUAAUGCCUAAAGCUGACUUGCAGGCAGCAGUUCAAGACCAUGACUAUUUGAAACAACCAUACACAGAGUACUGGAUAGAUGAAGCAUUAAAGGUAGACCGUAGCAGCAUUAAUGCAAUUGAGAAGGCGACUCGGGUUCAAGCUACAAACAAAAAGUGGUUCUCUGAAAGAAGUUGGAGGAUCACGGCUUCGAGAUUUGGGGAAAUUUCCAAAAUUACACCAAGAAGAAAUAUUAAGAAAUUGUUACAGCGUAUGCUAAAAUGUAAAUCAAUAGAUACUGCUGCAACUUUGCAUGGUAAAAACUACGAAAAAAAAGCUCUAAAGGCAUUUGAAAAAUAUGAAUGUGUUAAAACUAAACAGUGUGGACUGUUCAUUUCCCACGAGAGACCUUAUCUUGGUGCAUCCCCAGAUGCUGUUGUUGAUAACAAAGGUAUUGUUGAGGUGAAAUGCCCAUUUACAGGUCGAAAAGACAAAAUUUUACCUGGGAAGAACUUUUCAUUUCUGCAAACUAAUGAAGAGGGACAAACAGUAUUGAGAAAAAGCCAUCCUUAUUAUGACCAAAUUCAAGGCCAGUUGUACAUAAGUGGACAUUCUUUGUGUUAUUUUGUUGUUUAUACAUUUUCUGACCUUUUUGUAGAGAAACGUUUUAUUGACCAAGACUAUUGUGAAAAUGCUUUGAUACCAAAGUUAGAGUUGUUCUAUGUAAAACAUUUUAGGCCUUUCAUUGCUGCAAAUGUGUAAAGUGUAAUGCAAUCUUCCACCUUUGCCUUUAUAUAUAUAGGAUCUCCCAUGAUUUCUGGUUUGAUAUGAUAUAUAUCCAACUCAUUGUGUGUUUUCUAUCCCUGAGCUUCGUCACACACAGCAUAGGAAAACAGUGUGAUAAUUAAAAUAUAUGUAAUGGGUAGAUACAGAAAACGUGAUAAGAUAU
This is a messenger RNA of Ostrea edulis (European flat oyster), 2013 nucleotides long. RefSeq lists its product as uncharacterized. Gene Ontology annotation, molecular function: zinc ion binding. The transcript has 7 exons. NCBI's taxonomy places the organism in Eukaryota, Metazoa, Mollusca, Bivalvia, Ostreida, Ostreidae. The coding region runs from base 279 to 1826 and encodes 515 amino acids. The record is from RefSeq and is a predicted model, not a curated record.